UAUAUGGCACAAUAACCAAAUGUUGGACAUCCAAUAGUUGAUGAUUAAUAAAUCAAUGUGCUCUAGUAGUGUCGUUAAACAAAACAAACUUUAAAUUGGUCGAAAUAGCACUAACAUGCUACUUGUGUUCUUGAUGGACAGAGACAAAUAUUAAUCAAUAAAAGUGACAAAUCAGAAUUGAGGAUGUGUUAAAAAGUUUAUUUGUGAAAACAAGUGUAAGAAAAGCAAGAGGAUAUACAUAACCAAACAUAGUGACAUCACAUAAUUUAGUACUCUGCAGGUACAGAGAGAAAGUACGUUAUAAAAAAAUGGAUUGAAGAUACAUUAAGACGUCAAACAAAAAGCAAUAUGUCGCAGAAUGCUACUGAAGCUAAUAUCAACAGACCCUUCAUGUGUGGAGUAUGUUCCAAAUGUUUUGAAUACAAGAGCCAUAUUAAGAGACACAUGUUGUCCCAUAGAGAGAAACAUUUCAAGUGUAAAUUGUGUUCAAAAUGUUUCGCAGAUAGUUGCGGCCUGAGAGACCAUGCGCUCAUCAAUUGUAAGUCUGGAAAGAAACCUUUCAAAUGUCUAUUAUGUUCAAAAUAUUUUGUGGACGGUGGCAGCCUGAGAGACCAUGCGCUCAUCCAUUCUGGGGAGAAAACUUUCCAAUGCGAAGUAUGCUCACGGUGUUUCCCCAAGCGGUCAGAACUGACAGAUCACACCAGGGUACACACGGGUACGAAACCCUACGGAUGUGAUGUGUGUCUGAAGAAUUUUGCUCACCGAACCACGCUGAGCCGCCAUAAGCGGAUACACACGGGCGAAAAACCUUUCGUAUGUGAAGUAUGUGGAAAGCGUUUCGCAGACAAGACCACGAAGAAACGCCACACCGUGAUCCACAGUGGAAAGAAAGCUCACCAGUGUAGCAUCUGCACCAUGGGCUUCUCGUCGGGCAACCAUCUGAAAAGCCACAUGAUGGUCCACACUGGUGAAAAACCGUUCAAAUGUGACAAGUGCGCGCUGCGUUUCUCACGGAGAACCAAUCUGAGACAGCAUGCAACUGUGCAUGGUGGCGAGAAACCUUUUAAGUGCGAGGUGUGUUCAAAAGGUUUCAGACGUAAUUGCGACAUGAAGAGACACAGGCAGACGCACACCGGUGAGCGACCUUUCAAAUGCGAGCUAUGUUCAAAAUUUUACACCCAAACAUCCGCGCUUCAGUUUCACGUGCAAACUCAGCACUGACGAGAAAUCGUGAAAUAUGUAAUGUGAUCAAGAUGUUUUUUAACAGUGUGAUUGUUUCAAAACGCAUACCUGUAUGCUCAACCUUUUACCGGUGAACGAAAUAUAUUAUGUGGAGUAUCGGAGUCAUUAUUAGUCCCCUACCGGUCCAACGACGGGGCGAUAUAGGGAUAAUCUGUCUGUCCAUAUGUCCCACAUAUAGUGGUUUUGUUUUUAAUGAUUAUAUAUGUUUUUUUAUGCAAGAUAUUGAGCUGAAUGUUUGUGUAUAGCUUUAUCAUGCUUUUACAGAUCAAGUUAGACUUUCAUGGCGAUUUACUCAUUUGUUAGUUAUGGCUGUUAAACAUUGGCUAUACGAAAAAUUGUUAGGUCCAUUUGGCGACAUGUAUUGCUUUAUUAUACUCUCAAAAGGCUUCUUGUGACUAUUGUGGAAUGUUCAUAUACAUCAAUGGUAAAAAGGCCCGAUUCCGUUAUAAUGAGGUUAUAACGAAAUGUUUUGACCUUAGUGUGGUGUUAAAACAUUUCACAAGCUGUCACCACAGCAAUAUUAUACAUUGGAUGCGAAAAGAGCAUUCAUUUGCAUUUUUAUUUUAUUUGAGAUCCCUAUUGGGCUAUCUCUCAUUCCAGCCAGUGCACCUCAACUAGUAUAGCAAAGGCCGUAUGUUAUGUGCUAUCCUUGUUGUGGGAUAAUGCUCCUAAUGGGAACAUGUAGCAGGUUUUCUCUCCAAGACACUAUGUCAAAAUGACCAAAUGUUCAACAUCCAAUAGCCGAUGAUUAAUAAAUCGAUGUGCUCUAGUGGUGUCAUUAAACAAAAUUACUCCCCCCUC
Messenger RNA from Gigantopelta aegis, 2043 nucleotides. Its product is annotated as zinc finger protein 239-like. Gene Ontology annotation, biological process: regulation of transcription by RNA polymerase II. The record is from RefSeq and is a predicted model, not a curated record. Lineage: Eukaryota; Metazoa; Mollusca; Gastropoda; Neomphalida; Peltospiridae. The transcript has a single exon. Bases 349 to 1221 code for a protein of 290 amino acids. Gene Ontology annotation, molecular function: RNA polymerase II cis-regulatory region sequence-specific DNA binding; DNA-binding transcription factor activity.